AUGGACCCCAUACGCGCAAAAUUCUCUGAAUGUUUGAAGGCUCGCGGAGUCUUUGACACUGCGCGACGGCAGCAGCUCGUCAGCGUGGCGCAGCAGCUGGUACAGAGCACAGGCGAGGGGCCGACUAUGGGCAUAGUGGGUGAGGGUGAGGCAGGCGGCGUGCUGCCAGGCGUGCCCACCACCUGGGACAUGCACAGCUCAACUCCAGAGAUCACGGAAGUGUCUCGCCGCCUGAUGGCGCUGCAUUCAGUGCUGGGCGGUGGCGACGAUGUGGACACUGUGUGGAUGGUGGUGCGCGAGCCGCAGCUGCUGGUGGCGGACCCCUCAGACCUCAUGCGGCGGCUCAUGGCCAUGAAGAUCGCAUCAGCGGGCACCGGGCUGGACGUGGUCAAAGUGGCGGAGGCUCAGCCAGGGCUGCUGCUGCUGCAGGGUGCUGUGUGGGAGGACCUCGACUCCCUGAGGGAGCAGCUGGCGUCCUGGGAGCACGGGCUGGCGAGCGACACCGACCCCGAGUGGUCCCUGCGCCUGGACCAGCUGCGUGCCUACCACCGCGCGCACGGCGACUGCAGCGUGGGCUGCAGGGAGGGCGACAACAGAGAGCUGGCGCGGUGGGCGGCCAAGCAGCGCGCGGAGCGGUCGCGGGGCGAGCUGAGCUCUGAGAAGGCGGAGGCAUUGGUGGCCCUGGGCUUUGAGUGGGACGAGGACGAGGCAGAGUGGCUGCGGUGGUUCAUCGACCUGGCCAGGUUCAAGGAGGUCCACGGCCACGCCAGCCCCAUGCAGAUGUCCACAGGCGCUGACUUGUGA
Monoraphidium neglectum is the source of this 804-nucleotide messenger RNA. RefSeq lists its product as hypothetical. Bases 1 to 804 code for a protein of 267 amino acids. The transcript has 6 exons. Lineage: Eukaryota; Viridiplantae; Chlorophyta; Chlorophyceae; Sphaeropleales; Selenastraceae. The record is from RefSeq and is a predicted model, not a curated record.